GUCUGCCUGACGUUGGGAAUGUUUCCAGGCAGAGUUCACAGCCAUGAGGGAUCAGUACAUGCGAGGCGGGGAAGGCUUCAUUAUCUGUUACUCCAUCACCGAUCGCCGGAGCUUCCAGGAGGUGAUCGAGUUCAAGCAGCUGAUCUACCGUGUGAGGCACACAUACGACAUUCCCGUGGUGCUGGUGGGGAACAAGUCAGACCUUUGCACGCUCCGCCAGGUGUCGAAGGAGGAGGGCAGGGUGUUGGCGCGAGAGUUUAACUGCCCGUUCUUCGAGACCUCAGCAGCCUUGCGUUACUUUAUCGAUGACGUGUUCCACACGAUCGUGCGCGAGAUCCGGCGCAAGGAGAAGGAAGCCGUGCUCGCUCAGGAGAGACGCAGCAAGGUCAGGGACAACCUCUGGAAGAGACUGAAGGCCCCCUUCCACAAGAGGAAGGACUCCGUGACAUGAAGAUGGGGAGUGGGAGGGGGGUGUAUAAUUCAGGGCCCUGCCUCGACCCCUCACCUCCCCCCACCCCCCCCCACACAGCCCCAGCCGUGAGCGAGGGACUGGCGCAAAGUCACUUUCACGUUUCUCGGGGUAUCCCGAACUCAGCGGUACUGAAUCCCUCCUUCCCAAUCCUGUUCUUACCCCCACUCCCCUGCUGUCCGAUGGACCGACUGGCCUCAACGGCGUCACAGUGGAGUCAGGCUCCUGUCGCUACACUCGCGCAGCGGUUUGGGCUCUGAGGGCACCCCACCCUCCCCCAUAACCCCGUCACACCGCUCCCCCCCACCACCCCAGACUCCCCCGUAACCCCGUCCCUCA
Messenger RNA from Chiloscyllium plagiosum (whitespotted bambooshark), 808 nucleotides. Lineage: Eukaryota; Metazoa; Chordata; Chondrichthyes; Orectolobiformes; Hemiscylliidae. The record is from RefSeq and is a predicted model, not a curated record.